Messenger RNA from Dentiscutata heterogama, 237 nucleotides. NCBI's taxonomy places the organism in Eukaryota, Fungi, Glomeromycota, Glomeromycetes, Diversisporales, Gigasporaceae. The record is from the annotation of a GenBank genome assembly.
GAAAACAAUGAAUUGCAACCUCUUUUGCAAGCUCUACAAGAAAGGUAUGAAGAGUGGCCAGAACACCAGCAAGCAACUGCCCGGGAAAAAUUAAACAGCAUCAUUAAUACCUCAACAACGGUCUUGCAGAAUCCUCAAGUUGUUCGUACUAGAGGAAGACCUCCUGGUUCCUCUAAUCGCAGAACAGAUAAUUCAACCAGAAGAGAUCCUUCUGGGUUUGAAUUAAUGGAACGUAGA